GUCUCGUACGCCGGCAGUCGACCCGUGUCCCGUUCGCCCGACCGUCGUGUUGUUCCGCCACCGCCGAGUCCGGAAAGAGCAAACGUAACCCGACCGGGAACGACAACUGUCGCGCGAUCGUUUCGCCCGCGCAUAUCGUCCGACUUCCACACACGACUUGCUGCCCGUCGCUUACUAUGCGAGCGCGCCCGUCAUCACGUCCGACGCCAUCGCACAACCGUCCGUCCGACUGCGACGCAUCGCUGCCACGGUCGUCCGACUGAACCGCGAGUGUCCCGAACGCGUUAGUUUCGUUCAUCGUCCGGUGCGUUUCCUUUUUUUUUUCCUGCCACGUCUCCGAAAAGUUCGUUUCUCGCGAUUCCUCCGGGGCGGAUCAUGCGUCAGGCCGGAAACGCAUCUGGACUAGGCACCGCCGGGCAUGCCGAGUCGACGACAAACCAUUGAUAAACUAGACGGAAAAAAGGUCUGUGCCAGCAUGAGAAUAGUGACCUCAUGGAUUUUCAUGUCUCUACUGACCGCCAUAUUCGAAUCGUCUCAAGGCCAUGAUCACCACAAAGCUCUUAACAAUUACAAGAUCAACAAGAAACCGUGCUUGGUGAACGGUCUGGAGGGCACGUGCAUGUUUGUGUACGAGUGCAUCAACAGCAACGGCCGGCACAUCGGCAUGUGCGUGGACACGUUCAUGUUCGGUAGCUGUUGCGCACACAAUCUGACCGCGGCACAAGUGGCCAUGUUACCGGACGCAUCCGAACCGGCCGUGCUGUUCACGCAGCCGGGUGGCAACGGUGUGUCGCAACGGCCGCAACACCGGCCGCAGCAUCGGCCGUACCGGCCGUCCCAGGUGAUGAUGCGGCCCAACAACGCGGACGCGGACGGCGCGGCCAUCACGCCGUCGGUGGACAAGAAAUACCAUUACCAGCCGGCGUCGGCCACGCAGCAGACGCCCAACCUGUCGGCGCACGUCAAUCGCGUGCCGUCCACCAACUUCAUAUCCAACAGCCGGCCCAAUUUCAUGUCCAGGCCUGCUGCACUGCCGUACACCACGACCACCGCCCCGGCCACCACCACCACAAUCUUCACCACGGUGGCGACCAUCACCACCACUACCACCACCGGUCAACCAGCCAACCAGGAAGUGGACGACAACGACAACAAAGUGGACUCGGUCUGGUCCCACAGGCCUAGCUGGAGUUCGAGCGCGAGCAGCCAUCACGGGUUCAUCACUAAGCCGAAGCCACAGCCGCACUUGAGACCGCAGUACACGAUGCCGCCGACGACCACUACGUCGGCCACCGGCGACACGAACGCUCCUCACACAUCCUCGAUCGUGACGACGACCACCGCACCCGUGGCCGUGACGUCGACCACGACGUCGACUACCACAACGACCGCCGCGACACCAUCUCUUCUACAGCCAACCACCACCCCCGGGAAUCCGUCGGCCACCGGUACAGAGGUCGCGCCCACACCCGUAUACGGAAAACCGGAAAAACACACGGCCAAACCAGGCGUGUCGGCCGAGCUCAAUCAAAAAUCAAUGCCUUGUGGCCAAGCGCCUUUGCAUCCCAGACACGAGGUGCGGAUCGUCGGUGGCAGAAACGCCGCUUUCGGCAGUUGGCCUUGGCAGGUUUCUGUGCGAAGGACGUCGUUCUUCGGGUUUUCAAGCACGCACCGAUGCGGAGGAGCUCUGUUGAACGAGAACUGGAUAGCGACGGCCGGCCAUUGCGUUGACGAUUUGCUGACAUCGCAAAUACGUAUAAGAAUUGGCGAGUACGACUUCUCGACCGAUCAGGAGCCGUACCCGUUUGUGGAACGCUCCGUCGUCCGGAAAAUCGUUCAUCCCAAGUACAACUUCUUCACGUACGAGUACGACUUGGCUAUGGUACGGCUGGACUCACCGGUUAAGUACACACAACACAUAGUGCCCAUAUGCUUGCCCGGCUCCGACGACCUUCUCAUCGGUGAAAACGCCACGGUCACCGGUUGGGGGCGGUUAAGCGAAGGAGGCACCUUACCGUCGGUGCUCCAAGAGGUGACUGUGCCGAUCGUUAGCAACGACAAGUGUAAAAGUAUGUUUUUGAGAGCUGGCAGACACGAAUACAUACCAGACAUAUUCAUGUGCGCCGGAUACGACGACGGCGGCCGUGACUCGUGUCAAGGCGAUUCCGGUGGGCCGCUGCAAGUGAAAGGUAGAGACGGACGCUAUUUUCUGGCUGGCAUCAUAAGCUGGGGUAUCGGAUGUGCCGAAGCUAACCUGCCCGGCGUGUGUACCAGGAUAUCUAGAUUCGUACCUUGGAUUCUGCAAACAGUCACUUAGUCACAAUAUUAUUAUUACCUAUUUUUUUGUUUUCUUUUUUGUCACGAGACAAUUGUUUGUAUGGACGGACGCCUGAUUUGACUCGGUCAAACAUGUGAUUUAAAAGUUGAAGUACCGAAUCGGUAGACACGUGUACGUAAAUUUUCAACGUCGAAGAAAAUAUUAUUUUAGAUUAUUUUUUUUUUUUUAUUAACGCAUAUGUAAAUAGUUUAUAAAUAUUUAACCAUAAUUGAUAUUAAAAAAGAAACCUUGCGUUGAAUCUUUCUUCUAUAUGCGAAUAAAACUAUAUCUACUGUAAGAAAAGUUUAAUAAAUUAUUGAUUUGAAAA
Sipha flava (yellow sugarcane aphid) is the source of this 2645-nucleotide messenger RNA. RefSeq names its product serine proteinase stubble (gene Sb). Gene Ontology annotation, biological process: proteolysis. The transcript has 9 exons. NCBI's taxonomy places the organism in Eukaryota, Metazoa, Arthropoda, Insecta, Hemiptera, Aphididae. The coding region runs from base 419 to 2317 and encodes 632 amino acids. The record is from RefSeq and is a predicted model, not a curated record. Gene Ontology annotation, molecular function: serine-type endopeptidase activity.